This is a messenger RNA of Pipistrellus nathusii (Nathusius's pipistrelle), 921 nucleotides long. The record is from the annotation of a GenBank genome assembly. Lineage: Eukaryota; Metazoa; Chordata; Mammalia; Chiroptera; Vespertilionidae.
AUGAAGACUGCUUUAAUUUUGCUCAGCAUUUUGGGAAUGGCCUGUGCUUUCUCAAUGAAAAAUUUUCACCGAAGAGCCAAAUCAGAUGAUUCUGAAGAAAAUGGGGUUUUUAAGUACCUACCACGGUAUUAUCUUUACAAGCAUGCCUACUUUUAUCCUCCUUUAAAACGAUUUCCAGUUCAGAACAGUGACUCCUCUGAAGAAAAUGGAGAUGGUGAUAGCUCAGAUGAGGAGGAAGAGGAAGAGGAGAAUUCAAACGAAGAAGCAAACAAUGAGGAAUCCAAUGAAGAUGAAGAAUCUGAGGCUGAGAAUUCCACCCUUUCUGCUACAACACCUGUCUACGGAGAAGAGACCACACCAGGAACGGGAAAUGUAGGCCUAGCUGCGAUCCAACUUCCCAAGAAGGCUGGAGAUGUAGGAAAGAAGGCUACAAAAAAGGAAGAAAGUGAAGAAGAGGAAGAGGAGGAAGAGGAAGAGGAAGAAAAUGAGGAAAACGAAGCAGAAGUGGAUGAAAACGGGCAAAGCGUAAAUGGCACCAACACCAACAGCACAGACGUAGAGAAUGGCAAUGGCAGCAGCGGAGGAGACAAUGGAGAAGAAGAAGAAGAAGAGGAAGAAGAAAAGGCAGAAGCAACCACAGUGGUUGGAGAGCAGGACAACGGCGGGUUCGAACCCACCACUCCACCACAGGAGGCCUAUGGGACCACCCCACCACCCCCGGGGGAAACCACUACCGCCGAAUAUGAGGGGGAGUAUGAACAAACAGGCACCAAUGAAUAUGACAAUGGCUAUGAAGUCUACGAAAACGAGAAUGCGGAACCUCGAGGGGACAAUUACCGAGCCUAUGAGGAUGAGUACAGCUAUUAUAAAGGGCGUGGCUAUGAUAGCUAUGACGGUCAAAAUUACUACUACCAUCAGUGA